AUUGUGCUUAUGGUCCUUGUUACAGGAGCCGAAGAGAUUAUCGACGAGCGAGGUUGUGAGCUAAUGAUCGUCAGGGUGAACCGGUGUAGUGGUCACUGCCUCUCUUUCACAUUCCCCAAUCCGAUUACUGGAAAAACCUCAGUACACGCGAAAUGCUGUCGAAUGACCGAUACGGAAUGGGUAAGUUCAAAU
This is a messenger RNA of Haemonchus placei, 192 nucleotides long. Lineage: Eukaryota; Metazoa; Nematoda; Chromadorea; Rhabditida; Trichostrongylidae. The record is from the annotation of a GenBank genome assembly.